AGAACUACUACUAUAUUAGCCGGAGCCUCAUUGUCUAAAUUUGAUUUGUCCACCUCACACAACGCGCUACAAAUACAAAGACUACUACUAUCAACUUAUCACUAUCCUUAAUUUCGGGCACCUCGCUGGCUGCGCAAUCAAAUUAUCUAAAUUUGAUUUGUCUGUUGGGAAUGCCUCAGACUCAGAUAUCUUGCCUAUGUACAUCAUAUAACUCGCCAUACCUCAUUGGCCGCGCAAUCAAACUGGAGGUCAAGGUUCCAGGACUGGUAUUGUCUAAUGGUCGUCUCUCCCCUCGUUGGCAAUGCCUAAUCCUGUGCUAUAAACCUAUUUAACAGCAUUUCCCGAGAGUUCAAUCAUCCUCUCCUCCAUGUCAGCAUCUCCUCCAGGAGCCUAUGAAUAUAUCCCUGUAUCAGAUCAAAAUCAUGAUUCUAACGACCCUCAUAUUCAUAACCUCUCUGCUAUCCCAGACGACAACCUUAAUGCAGAAAAAACAGUCAGAGGAUAAAUGGCAGCGCGACCCAGUCAACCCCAGGAAUUGGUCUCCCGCAAAAAAAAAAGGACAACCAUUGCAAUCGUUGCGCUAUACACUUUCGUUACUCCGUUAGCAAGUUCUACACAUUGGCAUUCGAUAUUCAUUUCCUAUGGCGAGGCACUCAUAAUCUAAUACUGAUUACUACCCGUACCUGUGAAGGGUUCGGCAAUCCUCUCACUCAUCCUCGACCCUACUUCCCGUAAACAUUAUAACGAGAUUGUGAUUUUUCUCUGUGAUGGACGCAUUCACUGAUAAGCCUGUCGCUGCUGUCAGGUUUUUUUGCACGUAUUACGGUUGGUGCGCGUGCAGGAAUCGCAGCUGCACGUGGGAAUGGCUGUCAGUAUUCCGGAAGGAUAGAUUUGGGUGUAGCUCUCUGCAC
This is a messenger RNA of Suillus subalutaceus, 911 nucleotides long. RefSeq lists its product as uncharacterized. The record is from RefSeq and is a predicted model, not a curated record. The transcript is spliced from 2 exons. NCBI's taxonomy places the organism in Eukaryota, Fungi, Basidiomycota, Agaricomycetes, Boletales, Suillaceae. Bases 393 to 605 code for a protein of 70 amino acids.